AUGACUGAUCUUGGUGCUCUUCAUCACUUCCUGAGGAUUUCAGUUACUCGGUCUUCUGAUGGUCUGUUCUUGUCACAGAAGCAGUAUGCUAUGGAUCUUUUGCAGCGUGCUGGGAUGAGUGAAUGCCAUUCUACCACGACCAUAGUAGAUUGUAAGUCCAAGCUUUCUGCGUCUGAUGGAGCCCCUGUUGCUGAUCCUUCUGAGUACAGGAGUAUUGCUGGAGCUCUUCGGUACUUGACACUCACUCGACCUGAUCUAGCCUAUGCUGUUCAGCAAGUCUGCUUGUUUAUGCAUGAUCCUCGGGAGUCUCAUCUUGCUCUUGUCAAGCGCAUUCUGCGCUAUGUCAAGGGGACCUUGUCUUCUGGUCUUCAGAUUGGUGUUGGUUCUGUGGAUUCCCUUAUAGUGUAUUCUGAUGCAUACUGGGCUGGUUGUCCUGACUCUCGUCGCUCCACUUCAGGUUACUGUGCCUAUCUUGGUGAUACUUUGGUUUCUUGGUCCUCCAAACGGCAGACUACAAUGUCUCGUUCUAGUGCUGAGGCUGAGUACUGGGCAGUAGCACAUGUGGCUGAGUGUUGCUGGAUUCGCCAAUUUCUUUAG
Panicum virgatum (switchgrass) is the source of this 597-nucleotide messenger RNA. RefSeq lists its product as uncharacterized. The coding region runs from base 1 to 597 and encodes 198 amino acids. The record is from RefSeq and is a predicted model, not a curated record. NCBI's taxonomy places the organism in Eukaryota, Viridiplantae, Streptophyta, Magnoliopsida, Poales, Poaceae. The transcript has a single exon.